Messenger RNA from Parnassius apollo (apollo), 207 nucleotides. NCBI's taxonomy places the organism in Eukaryota, Metazoa, Arthropoda, Insecta, Lepidoptera, Papilionidae. The record is from the annotation of a GenBank genome assembly.
AUGCAACCUCUAAUAUCACCGAUUGAUCACGAGUCACGUACCAACUCCUAUCGCGCCGAAGAUGAACCCAGAACUUCCGAGGCGACGCCGCUCCUGCAGCGUUUUCCAAGAAGACCAAUACAAGAAGAACAAAGAUACCAGACCACCGUGCUCGUCACCCUACUCUUUCUAGUUCUCUUCGCGGGAAUUGUAGUGGGCAUAUAUUAG